This is a messenger RNA of Prunus armeniaca (apricot), 186 nucleotides long. The record is from the annotation of a GenBank genome assembly. NCBI's taxonomy places the organism in Eukaryota, Viridiplantae, Streptophyta, Magnoliopsida, Rosales, Rosaceae.
AUGGGUACUUCCUCUAUUUCGUUAUUCUUAUCGUCUGACGAGUCACCAUUAGGAAAACAGGGUAUGGCGAGUACAGCGAUGCCCCCUCGCACGCUGAAUGCAGGUCCCACUACACUCCAAAAAGCUAUCGAAAUCGAACAAGGCUCAAAUUGCGAUAAUACGACAGGACAUGGCAAAGAUGCAUGA